UAUGUGACCUGCAGGACCAAGUAAUUAUACCGAUUUCUUGUGCUACUGUACGUUUUAAUCUUUUUUUUUGAUACUUCGACAUCAGUAUAGAAAGUGAAGUGCUACCUUCUCUGUAACUCAUUUCUAAUUUCCCUUUUCAGGUUGUUUGCUUGAUUCUAUUUCCAUCUUUGAAAUCAGUUUUCACCUGGCAGUGACAGACCUUGCGUUCGGAACUGUGACUCUUCCAAAAAUCAUUUUUCUGUCUGCAUAUGAGUAUGAAAUUCAGGAAUAUGACAAAUAUUAAAGACUUUAUUAUCACUGGAUUCCCUGGACUUGUACCUGAGUAUUAUGGGCUGGUGUCUCUUCUACUUUUUGUUGUUUUCCUUGUUAUUUUGAUUGGAAAUAUUUUCAUUUUAGCUGUCAUCAUGUUUGAGCGGAAUCUUCAUAAACCAACAUACUGGAUCUUUUUUCACCUGGCAGUGACAGACCUUGCGUUCGGAACUGUGACUCUUCCAAAAAUCAUUGCCAGAUACUGGUGGAAUGACAUGGUGUCUUCAUUUAGUGCCUGCUUCACACAGAUGUAUUUUGUCCAUGCUUUGGGAGCUGUUCAUUCUUUGAUUUUGCUGAUGAUGGCAUUGGAUCGCUUUGUUGCCAUAUGGUUUCCCUUCAGAUAUCCUCUUCUAUUCACAAACCAAAAUGUUUCUAUUGCUUGUUGCCUUUGCUGGGUUUUAACUUUCAUACGUAUGAUGGGGAUUGUGCUUCAUGCCUCAACGUUGCCUUACUGUGACCUUAAUAUCAUCAUGCAGUGUUACUGUGAUCAUAUAUCGAUAACUCGGCUGGGAUGUGGUGACAAGGUUGCAUAUGUUAAGUCUGUUGCAGUCGGAAAUGCAAUGGUCACACUGUUAGUUCCUUUAACAGUCAUCAUUCUUUCUUAUUUUUUCAUUAUUUUAGCUGUUUUGAGAAUGCCUCACACUGAGAGACGCCACAGAGUCUUGUCCACGUGUGCUCCUCAGCUCUUUAUCACCUGCCUUUACUAUGUGCCAAGAUGCUUUGUUUACCUCGCUAACAAUUUGGGAUUCAGUUUUAGUCCUGUUGCUCGUAUUAUUAUCACAAUGACGUACAGCCUCGUACCUGCUGCCGUUAAUCCAGCGAUUUACUGUUUCAAGACUAAGGACAUUAAAGAGGCUUUGAUGCAGAGAUUUAAAAACAGAAAAAUAAGCAUUGCAAUUAAAAAUGACUGUAGGCAAACUGUCAAGUAGAAUAGUUUACUUCACUAGCAGUCAGAAAACACAUGGAGCUUUUUUUAUACCAACAAACAAUAAAUAAAACAUAAAUGUUUAAAUGACAAGCUCAAAGCAAAAUGUGAUUUUAUCAUUGUCAUUUUUUAGUUUUAAAUUCAUUUUCAGUUUCCACCAGUUGUCUUUUUCAUUCAGUCAUAUUAUUAUUUUCAAAAUGUUUUCUUUAGGUCUACAUUUUUAUUUAAUCAAGCUUUCUGCACGUAACAUACAGAAUUAUGCUGUGCUGAGUAAAAUUCUGAACUUGAAGAUGAAAUUAACUAAUUUUCUGAUGUAAAUCUCGUUUCUGUCUAUAGUUCUUGAAAUCUAAAACUGGGUUGUUAUAUAUGUAAAUGCAAAAUGAACCCCCUACAGACAGAAUAAUUGUGUACAGUUCAUUAAAUGUCUCUCCUUGUAUUUGAAAGUGUGCCUGUGGCAAAUUUUCAACACUGUUACGUUUUAUAUUGUAAUCUUAAUCUGACGUCUGGCAUGGUAGACAUUGGGCAAUGUAGUGUUUACUUUGUCAUGUACUGGAAAAAAAUACUAAGAGUAAAACCUUCGACACACUGAACGGAACACCUUUGAAUGCAAAAUUUAAAUUGACCACUUGGUGGAGCCAAACCAUCAGGGUAGGUCUGAUGAAAUGAAGACUGUUAAUACAAUACUGCUUUAGACUUUUCAUUUUAAAAUGAAGAAAAGAUGAACAUACAUGUGUUUGUAGAAGAGUUUGAUCAGAAUGAUUCCAAAAUUGAUUAUACUUUAUCGAUUAUAAUAUUCUUUAUUAACAUAGAACACAGGCUGCACAGUGGCUCAGUGGUUAACACUGUUGUCAUGCAGCUAGAAGAUCCCUCUGGCUUCCUCCCACAGUCCAAAAACAUGCUGAGGUUGAUCGGUAAUUCUAAAUUGUCUGUAGAUGUGAAUGGGAGUGUGCUUGUUUGUCUCUAUGUGUGGCCCUUCGAUCAACUGGCAACCUGUCAUAUUCAUAGAACAUGGCAUCAGACUUCACUUUCAUCCCAUAAUAAUUCUGAGAAACUUUUAAAGUACAUUUUCCCUGCAAAAAUCACUUCCCUGUGUUUGAUGGAGUAUAAAUAUCAAAGGUAUGUGCAGGAGAGUCUUUCUUGUUUUGGUUUUUAAUAUUCUGAAUUUCCGGCCACAUGUAAGUCUCCAUUUAUACUGCACAUGGACACGCUACCCUUCAACAUUUUCACUUCUGCAAAAAAAUAAAAAAUAAAAAAUGCA
Molecule: messenger RNA, 2492 nt
Organism: Amphiprion ocellaris (clown anemonefish)
Lineage: Eukaryota; Metazoa; Chordata; Actinopteri; Pomacentridae
Product: olfactory receptor 52B2-like
Exons: 1
Coding region: 249-1238 (329 amino acids)
Biological process (GO): G protein-coupled receptor signaling pathway
Cellular component (GO): membrane
Molecular function (GO): olfactory receptor activity; G protein-coupled receptor activity
Source: RefSeq, a predicted model, not a curated record